GCAGAUAGGGGGGAUCCAGGAAGUGACUGGCUGUUGGUUGGGUGUAUCCAAGGAGGACAGGUGAGGGAGGGACACAGGACAGGUGUGACACACAGAUAGAGCCCACCCAGGAGAGACAGGACAAGGAGCAACGAAGGAGGACAAGGACAGGUGUGACAGGUUAAGAAAGAGAGAAGAAACAGCAGACAGCCCACCUAGGACAGAUACUGCAGAUUCACUUGAUCACGGCUGGCGCAGGAACCUCUUGAUAGUUUCGGAAUAAGAAACGAAAAGGACGAGGGGUAGAGGAGGCGAAGGCUCACACCUCAGGAGACCAUGGCAAGCUCAGAGGAUGAGCUGAUUGGGAUCCCAUUCCCAGAGCACAGCAGUGACAUUCUCAGCAGUUUGAAUGAGCAGCGGCACCGUGGUGUAUUAUGUGACAUCACCAUCAAGACUCGAGGACUGGAGUACCGUACCCACCGUGCAGUACUUGCUGCAUGUAGCCACUAUUUUCGCAAGAUGUUCACAGGGACGCAGGCUUGUGCUUCCCGACGGGAGGUGUGCCAUCUGGACUUCCUUAAACCAGAUGCCUUGGGGGCUCUGCUUGACUUUGCUUAUACAGCUACACUGACCAUCAGCAAUGCCAACAUGCGUGAUGUUCUCCGUGCUGCAAGGCUGCUUGAGAUUCCUUGUGUGGUGGAGGCAUGUGUUGAGAUUCUACAGUGUAAUGGUAAUCGGGAAGAGAUGGGAGGAGAUGCAGAAGAUCUGGAAGGAUUCUUACGGGCUCGGCAGUAUUUGGAAUGCUAUAUCACUCAGGAAACUGGGGAGGAUACAACACCUCCACCAGAGACUGACAGCCAUCCACUGUCUCUUACCAUGCCACAUUCUGAGAAGCCAGUGCAACUAAUCCCUCGAAGGCGCAGGAAGAAGUUCCUGCAAGUUAGGCCUAAUAGAAGGCCAGAGAAUGGCAGCCCAUACUGGGCAGAGGAGGAGACUGCAGAGCGAGUAGCUAGCCCUGCAGAAACCCGAUCUCCAGCAGAGGUGCCCUCUAAUGACAGUAACUUGGGUUAUGAGAGAUACAUCACUGGCAAUGGGCUUCCAAGUCAGACGGUUUUCAUACCACCCUCCCCACCUGAGGAGAUAAUGUCUGAUGAGGAACCCUCUGACAUGGGGGUCCUGCUCCCACUGGACCCCGAGAAUCCAGAGCUUGCACCUGGGGGGAUAGAUGACCCGGAUAAGCUUGUGAGGAAAAGGAGGUCCCAAAUGCCCCAAGAGUGCCCAGUGUGCCAUAAGAUAAUUCAUGGUGCUGGCAAACUACCACGACACAUGCGCACACACACAGGGGAAAAGCCUUUUGUGUGCCAAGUCUGUGGAGUCAGAUUCACAAGGAAUGAUAAGCUAAAGAUCCACAUGCGGAAGCACACUGGGGAGCGCCCAUACUGUUGUGAGCACUGCAACGCUCGUUUCCUGCAUAGUUAUGACCUGAAGAAUCACAUGCACUUGCACACUGGGGACCGGCCCUUCGAGUGUUCACUGUGCCACAAGGCCUUUGCUAAGGAGGACCACUUACAACGCCACAUGAAAGGGCAGAACUGCCUUGAGGUCCGCACACGUCGUCGGCGCAAAGAGGAGACGCCUACCCAGGUCAUAGUUCCUCCUUCUGGGAUCGAUUUGUCUAAUGGGAAGAUUGAUGACCUCCACCUCUCCAUGUUGCGUUACUGGGGGAUUCAAAGGCCUCAUUCUGAGGGAGCAAGCCCUGAGGGUCCCCUUGUCGUAGACCCUUCAUAGCACCUUUUCCUAUUAAAUUGAGCUCCACCUAUGCCCUCCCCUUCUCAGUGAGAAUCUGAGAUACGGACUAUGGUGGACACCAUUCUGUUUAGUCAAUUGCAGCACUUGUGCUAAACCCUUCUCUGCCUCCCCACAGGAGUCCAAUACCUGCUCUCAUGUUCCCCUGCUGCACUGUGAGAAUCCCUCUGACAUUAUACGGUUAUGAUGUCAUAACUGCUAAGACUGGACCACAAGACUUUGGAAUUAGCUGAAUGCAGCAGAAAUGACUAUGGGGAAUGUGGGUGGCAAGAGUUGUGGUUUUCAUUUUGUUUUUUUGUUGUUUUUUUUUUUAAGCCUCAGGGAUCACGAAUGCAGUCUCUCCCAGAUGUGGCAUCUCGUUCCAAAUCUGCUUCUCCUUAACCUAGGAUAAAAAAGAUAAUUUUGCUAUUUUUUAUUGAAUAUGAGAUAAAUAAUAUAUACAGUAUGUAUAUAGAGAUCAAGAUCCACAUAAAUAUAUCUAUAUAUUAGGAGUAUAUAUAAAUAUGCAUAGAAUUUAAGGCUAACCGGAAGCAAUAAUUAUUUUAUAAUCCUGCUGUUCUCCUUUUUGGGAGGGUAUAUUGUACUGUACCCCUCGCUUUCCUCUUCUAUGGUGCUGUGCCUUCACUGACCCCUACCGCCUCCCUUAUACACAUCUUCUUUUAGGGUCUUCCCUGUGCUUUGCUUCAGAGUAUUUGGGUACGGGAGCUGGAUCUGUUUACGUUUUAGUAAAGACUUGGCUUAGUUGCUGCUGAAGAUUUCUGUGUAUGUCAACAGUGUAAUAUGAAGAAGAGAUUUACUUUGCAAUAUACAGAGCAGAAAAGUAACUUCUAAUCCUUUCAUUUAAAAUACCAUUUUAUGGGGGCAAAAAAAAAUUACUUUCACCUUUCAUCGUUUUGUGUAGAAUUAAUGCAAUAGCCCAACAUAUAAUAAAAACAGUGUAGUGCUGGACUUCAUCAAAUAAUGCGUUUUUUUCUUUGUUUUUCUUUUAAAUAUUUUCUCAGCAUACAAAAACUGCAUAUUUCUUUUUGAGCUGCAUAAUGUUCACCUAUAAAUUGCCUUUUAAAGGAAUAUCAAAUACUAAAUAAAUGUUAUAAGUAUAGUAAUUAAAGGUUAUCUCUAUCCUGAGUGCUGCCAUAGCUUUUAAUGCAUUCUAGUAUUGACCUUUUUUGCACAUGUGCAGUGACUUUCCUUCAGAUACCUGCAGUGAGACCUAGGUUCCAAAAUGGCAGCGCCCAUAAUUACAGGGAAUUACAUGAAAUGUGUUUAAUGUCCCUUUAUUACAUUCUAUAGAUAUAUAGUUGAUAGCAAAAUGCAGAAUCUAGCAGACUUUACCCAAUUUAAAUAGCAGUCAUCGGAGAAAUAGGCUUUAUGAGUUCAUUAUCAGUGUUUAAAUAGGCAAGUGCAUCAAUAGUAUAAUUUCAAAGGAAAGAAAACUCUGAAAUAGAUUUUAAAUGUCAUGGGUUUUUUUUAGUUUUUAGUGACAGGUAUAUGUUUGCAGUGUUCGUUCAUUGCCCCUUUCAUCUUUAUUCUCACAGUUUGUGCUAACGUGAAUAGGCCAAACUCUAAACAAAGUUUAAAAGGGACAUUACACUCAAAAUACAUUUUUAUAAGUAUAGUAUAGAGGUUAUUACCCACCUCCCUGUAGUCAUUGGUGCUACCAUGUUAAACUCUAUAUCCUUUACUACAUUCCAGUGUUGACCUGUUUGCACAUGUGCAGCAAUUCUCCUUCAGAUACCUGAAGUAACCUAGGUUCCAAAAUGGCAGCACCCAUAAUUAAGAGGGAGGUGCAUGAAAUGUAUUUAGUGUUUAAUGUCCCUUUUAAAGGACCUUAUUGAUGUCAAGUAGAGGGAUUAUAGCUCUCGGGUUAUUAAUGUUUGAUAGAUUUCACAUUCAUAACAGAUUUGUAACAUGGUUACUUUAUAGCAAUAUAAGCUAAUAUGCAUUUACCAAUCCACUCUCAACAGCUGAUAGCCGAUAAUUUAAUAUAUUUUAAAAAGAAAUCUGUGUUGCAGAGAGACUUUGUAAUUUUACACACAGAUCAUGUGCAAUGGGGAUGUAAAAUAGUUCAAUUUAACUGCCUUAGGGACACAAAGCGCACAAUCUCCUUGGAGUUUCCGGGCUUUAUCAUGUUAUAUGCUAGGAAACACUGUCAUUGGUGCACACUGAUGAUGCACUAGUUAAGUACUGGAAUAAGCCAUCAAUAGGAGCCUUAAAAGGAGAAUUCUUGCAUUUUGGGGACUUUCCUUGGUUUAGGGGUAUGUGCAACAUUACAUUUUUAGUUUGCACUGAAUAAAAUAGCAGGCUUGGGAAUACGGAAUGUUCGUUAGUUUAAUUCCUAGUUCCAUAUCUUGCUGUAUGUAAGUAAAGUGCCUUAUUGCUUUGUUUAGUGGUAUUUAUUUUAAUAAUUUUAGGGUAAAGUUAAUUUUUACCUAAUGCUGUUUUAUAAAUAAAAAGUACAUUAACCAUAUACCCCUUGUCUGCAUGCUGCUCUGUAUAAUGAUGCAGAAUAUCUGUCUACACAUCCAGCUCUCCGGUACCCUAUUUCAAUGAAGCAAAAGCCGCAUGUAACACUCCCUACAAUAAGAAAACCAUUCAUUGUGUCCAGACAACAGUGAAAGCAAGGCAAGAAUCACUGUAGCAGUGUAAAAAAAAAUAACCGCUGUCCAGGCUGAAAUGUAUAAUGUAGCAAGAGCACUGCUUGCACUUUUAGUUUUCAAUGGCCACUAAUUCCUUCCUAAACUGUGGAGUCUCUGGGAGGUGAUAUGCAUUGUGUAAAACUCAGCCUUCACUUUCCAAGCAAGUAAUGUUUGUGUGCGAUAAAGUGUAUAGUAUAUAUUUAUUAAUCAGAUUCUUCUUUAUGGACCAAGAUUGUGCAGGAAGUGCUUGUAACAUACGCUGAGCGUUGUGUGCUACGUGAAUCUAAUAUGUAUAACACGGAAGUGUGGGGGAGCUGUAUGAUCCCCUGUGUUUACGAACGAAUGGGGAGGGGUCUUAGUGAGUGUCUGGGUCACUUGCACCACAUCCCUCAACCCUUAUUCCAUUUUAAAGUAGAUAUUUUUUUUUAUAUAUAUAUAUAAAAUGUUUUUGGGUAAAAAAAAAUGCCACAUUUUCCAAGGUGUCUAUGGGCCUUUGUGGCUUUUUUUUAUACCAUGCUUUGGUCAUUGCCCUGAUGGCUUCAUGACUAAAGGUUGGAGGAGUUAAAUCAAAAUAUCAACUUGAAUUGCCAAGCCUGUGGCAAGUCUAGUCCAGUUACUACUACUACUGAAACUAGUAAAUGACGCUUUCCCAUGUUCAAUCUCACGCCACGUGGAUAAGAGGGUGCAGAGUGUAGUAUCCACCUUGGUCCUGUAUUGUGAUGCUUGUCCAAUAAGACCUGGGGAUUCAAUUGGGAUUUGAGGGACCCAUGCACAUAUAAAUGGUUCUACCUUGUUUUGUACAUAGUUUUCUGUAAUAUGUAAAUAACUUUUAUUCUUUUCUUUUUGGGGGUUCUCUGUGUGUGUGUGGGGGGCAAGGUAGGAUCUGAAUCUGUCUAUUCCAAAGCCAUAUUGUGGGGAUAGGGCUGUAAAUGAUUACGUUCUCUUCUCAGAUUAAGAUGGUGCAUUCCUCUCUGCACGACUCUUAAGCUCUACCUUAUAUUGUAUCCCAGUUUUAUUAUCCCAGCUUAGCAUGAAAUGCUGCAUUUAAACAAAACCUUGAAAAUGUAAUGCCUCAACCUCUGUAAUUUCAUCUUCCUUUUUCAUCAAAUGUAGAGGGAAGGGAUCAUUAUAUAUGUCUGUGUGUCAGCGAACAUAAAAGGGAUUUUUCCUUCAAGGAAGAUUAAUUUAAAUUACCAAAAAUCCAUUUUUUUUUUAAUUUUAUUUUUUAAAUUGUUUUAAAUUUUAUGGAUUUCAGAUAACCACAUAACAUCUAUUGAUUUGGCUGUUUUCCUCUGUGACUUGUAUAAAAUUCACACUAUCUAUAAAUGAAGUUAAGUGAUCUGAUGGUUUAACCAGCGCAGUAUAUCUGCAUCAUGUAAUAGUGCACAGUAUGUGUAAAAGGUGAAAAAUUUCCCUCUUUUUCAUUAUUAUAUAUUAUAUAAUAUAUUUGUUUAAUUUAUUAAGAGUAUUUAAAGUGAGUUACAUUUUAACUUUUAAAAGAGAUUUUGGAAACUAUAUUAAAAUGAGCCUUUUCUUUCAAUUUUAUUGAAAGUGCGAUAUUUGAGAGACUUCUUUUACGCUACUGAUACACAGACUCCUAAUUAUAUUAAAUAUGAAUAUUUUAUUGUAUAUAACAUGUCUGUAGAGUUACAGGUACAUAUACUGUUGGCAUGUUGUGUACAUGAACACAGAAUGUCAGGGCCAAAGCUCCUGGGGGAAUGCAGCAGUGGGAUUCUAAGGUUUUUGUCCCUCCCUCAUGGUGACACUUAUCUCUGUCCUUGCACUAAUAAGUUUAACCCUUGCACUGCUGAGGGGGGUAUACAUUGCUCUGCACAAGCAACCUGUGUGUGGGGAGGGUGAUUGGAUGAGAGGAAUGCUUUCCCCUAUUGAAAACACUUUUUACUUGAACUUGUACACUGGUGUGAAAAGAGGGAAAGAGAUUAAUUUAAUUUUUAUUUUAUUUUUUGCUUUUUAUUUUGUUGCUUUUUUUUUUAUGAAGGUUGGAUGGAAAAAAAUGGAACAAUAAAAUGUGUUGGAAACAAAA
This is a messenger RNA of Bombina bombina (fire-bellied toad), 6465 nucleotides long. RefSeq names its product zinc finger and BTB domain containing 7B (gene ZBTB7B). Gene Ontology annotation, molecular function: RNA polymerase II cis-regulatory region sequence-specific DNA binding; DNA-binding transcription factor activity, RNA polymerase II-specific; protein binding. Gene Ontology annotation, biological process: regulation of transcription by RNA polymerase II; positive regulation of gene expression. Lineage: Eukaryota; Metazoa; Chordata; Amphibia; Anura; Bombinatoridae. The transcript has 4 exons. The coding region runs from base 316 to 1767 and encodes 483 amino acids. The record is from RefSeq and is a predicted model, not a curated record.